Messenger RNA from Aaosphaeria arxii CBS 175.79, 9344 nucleotides. RefSeq names its product glycosyltransferase family 4 protein. The transcript has 7 exons. Lineage: Eukaryota; Fungi; Ascomycota; Dothideomycetes; Pleosporales. The record is from RefSeq and is a predicted model, not a curated record. The coding region runs from base 1 to 9156 and encodes 3051 amino acids. Gene Ontology annotation, molecular function: glycosyltransferase activity.
AUGGCGAACGUUCUUGGUAUCACGGCGUUCAACUCGGAACAUCUCCUCAAGGAGUGGUGGGAGUGGACUCUUCUUGCUAUCAUUAUUGCUAGUGGAUUAAUUGGAAUCUUCGCCUUCUUAAAGACAUCUUAUACUGCCAUUCGACAGCUUUUUCGAGUUGAUAAAGGGGUUCCUGCAUUGCCGUAUGCAAUCCAAGAACAGAUCCAUAUCUUGAGACAAACUGCUUCACCAAUUCGCCCAAGACACCCUCUGCCUGCAAAACCAACCUCAUUCGGGGUGUAUCUAGGCCCCCUGAGCACACCAACUACAAAGGAAGAGCUAGAUGUUUUGACACAAUGGGAAGCUGUGGUAUUAGACUAUGGAAAGCCCGGAGUCAUGGACGCCAUCAACGACUAUGGCAACGACUUGGGGCCACACUUGAUCGCGAGGCUCGACCUUCUUCGUGUUCUGAACUUCAGAGCCGGCCAAUGUGAAGUCGACAUGCUUCCAGCAGUGUAUCUCGUUUCUGAGGUAGUUCGAAAAUUCCUAAGACGAGAUGACCAACGACGAUAUUUCACUGGGGUUUUGGUGGCGGGCUGGUGCGAACGCCUUUCCGUACCUCUUUUGAAUGGUUUGGCGAAGCUUCUUGCUGCCCACGGCCUCGACGUUUUCCUAGAAAUUGGUCCUCCCGAUUUCUUAAACAAGGUGGAAAAGUUGAAUCUCAAACUGUUCGCUGGUAUCGUCGUGAGGAAUGGUACUAUACUCCCAAACGGAGAACGUCGAGACUUCUUUGCCAUGGACAGUAUGAAAAGCACUACAAAGGCCUUUGUGUCGGAGUCGUGCAUGAGGCCUUUCAUGGUAAUGAUGUGGGAUACUGUGGAUGGCGAUGCCGAAUUGUCCCAUGCCGUCGCCCGGAGAGCGCACAUGUGGUGUAGCUACCACGGUGCGAUACCAUUUGUUGCCAGAGAGGGUGCAUUAACCGAUCUAUCGCAUGUCCGGUCCUGUGAGGAGCCUCUAGCAGCAUUCCAAUGGCUCAAGAACAGGAAAGUAAUGGCCAUACACGAGAGGUUCAGAUCUACGAGAUUACUCUCGCCAGAAUUCUCAAGCAUCAUUGAUGAUUAUCUGCCGCUUCAUGAGAUGUUUCCACAACUGGGUAGCACCCUUGCUGGCCUGGACGGUUCUGACGCCGACUCAGAUGGCAAUGAAAGCUCGAGUGCAUCUACACUUACCGUUCAUUACCCAGAAAUUGAUGAAAAUGGGGUUAUCAUCACAUCUUCACCAAUGUCUCCCCUUUCUCCCGGGCUGGACUGGAGUUCCUGUAUCGACAAGCGAGCGGCAAAUCCUUUGUCAUGCUCAUUUAGCGGAAGCUUCUAUGGACCGCUAGGAUGCUUCCCCAUUGGUCUCAAUGCCUCCCAAGCGGACUUUGAUCACGUAUUGACGUCGCAACGGCGUCUACGCAAUCUAAAUCUGUUGAGUAAAAUGUCUUCUAAGCAGCUUCAUGCAACGUCGAAAGUUCUCAGAACAUUCGCACUUUCGGAAAGCCGAAUGCUUAACAUUAUUCCAUCUUCAAAGGACGCCAUCUUUAGGUUUGCAGAUGCUCUUUCCCGCUGCAAUGAUGAGAUUGACGACAUAUACCAGUUGCAAGUAUAUACUGGCCUCGAUUCGGGAUUUCAUACUCCUACCGGUGGCCAAUUUUGGGCCAUUUGGGAAAUAGAACCACGAACGUCAUCUUUAGUGAUCUAUCUAUCAAAGUCUGUCCAGGAUGUCCCGUCUGCUCUUCUGCACACUUAUCUGAGCAAGUCGAGCUUUUCUCGGUAUCAGUGUUUUCUAGCCGAGUACGGAUUGGCCCAAUUCCACGCUGAUGCAGAGUCUUUAGAAAGACUGCCCACCAGGAUGGACCAGGAUCUGAACUUACUAUCCUGUUCUGAUCUUUUGCUACAGCUUCAGCAUUUACAGUAUUGUGAGUGGGACGAUGGCUGCCCACUUCUCUCAUCGAUUCAGUCGCACUGCGAGGAACUCCUAAUUGACGUCCCAACUUAUCGUCAGCUAAAGAAACUGGCGAACAUGGACUAUAUUAGUGGGGCAGUCACUGAUGAGGCUCUUGUGCAUGCGCGACUCAAAUGGUACCGCCUUUGUGAUCUUCCAUGCCUCGACAAGCAAGACGCAGUUCAACUUUUCCGACAUAUUGAUUACAACUUCGGAAGUCUUCUAUGGUAUCGCGACCAUGAAAACCUCGACGUCAUGACUGCUGCACUGGAAAAACUGACGAGUCGGGACAAAAUUGACUCAGUCACAGAUUUUGUUCUGUUUUGCAUUUUCUGCGCUGCCAGAAAGGCCGCUUUCGAAGAGGUAUAUAUCGAGGUGUCGGACCGCAACCCACUUUUCAAUCAGUAUAGUGACCAAAGUGCGGCAUUUGCAGAGUUAUUUGCCUUGGGAUCCCGUUGCGAGGCUUAUUUCGACAUUACACCAAGUGACAUUGGUAUUCUACUCUCCAAGAGACAUCGUGAUCACUAUAAUAAAGAGGAACACCAACCUCCGAUGUGGAUUUUCAACGCUCCUUCAUUUGCAUCGGCAUACGCCGCUGCCCAAACAGACAUUGAUCCCGACCAAAAACAAGCCUCUAUGCCAGGUUUUCGCCGCUUUACAUUUCUUAGUGUGUUCGCUAUUCCGGCUCUUGUUGAUAUCAUGCUCCUCACAUCGACUGGUCAUGGUCUCUAUCUCAGUGCUUUCAUGACAUAUGAACAACAGAAGUACGCCACUUUGGCAUUGAUGGCAUCUCUGUUGCUCUCAAGCGCCAUUGGGACCUGGAUCUCCAUUGGAGGCACCUAUUACCUUAUAUCGAUGGCGUUUUCUGCGGCUAACAUGUUUGUCCUGACUCGUCUAAUCGGAGGUCUUGCUUUCACUGCCGCAGCGAGCUUUGUCGGUUUCAUCGUCAUCUCUGCUGUGGUAAACGUACAAUCCGGAGCUAUUUUCUUUUUUUAUCUUCUUGGCUUAACAUCAUACCUGUCGGUGCUUGCAGUCCUCUCUACCUACCAGGUUCCAGGAUCCGCGUUUCUCAAUGGGAGGAAAGCUAUCAUUCUACUUAUCCCGACGCUAGUAAUCUCUCCCUUGAUUACGACUUGGAUCCCUGACUACGACAUCAUCGUGUAUCCGUGUGUACUGUACCUCUUUGUCACCUUCCUCAUACUAGGUACCCGGCACGUUGGGAUGCGAUGGGUUACCUGGUAUCACAAUAUCAAGACCUUGAACGACAAAGACAUCAAAGACUGGUAUAUCCAAGCGCAUGGAAAGACCGAUGGCCAUGGAUCAAAACGCAACUCCCAAGCAGCAAGAAUUUCAGUAUCACUUUCCGAAAUGUCUUCUGCCGAUUCUGAGCUGUUCUACGGGCUUAGCGAGCCUGCAAUACUAGCCCUCUGCCGUAAGGUACUUCAUGAGGCUGUGAUGAAAGAAAAGAACCGCAACUUUUGGCAGAAAUCCACCAAAGAUGCAUUUGUGAAAGAACUUGCAGGCUGCUGGGACUCUACUAUCUUCCUCUUGGAUUGGUACAGCCGCCUGACAGAAACCAAACGACCGAUACCCUAUAGCUCGACAUGGAAUCUAGAGACCCAGGUUGCCUUGGAAAGUAUGCAACAAUCUCAGAAAGGAAUCAAGCUGCAUAAUUCAUUCAUCCACUGGCGCAAUGCAGGUGAUGAGAUAGGCUGUGGCAUCCUAUACUUUCUUGUUGCAUUGAUGGAUCGAUGGCUUGAUCUGUUACACGGCGGGCAUCUAGUAGGUCUAUCUGCCGCACUGAAUCAGACCUUCAGAUUGUCAGUUGGUUUCGGAUUGGCAUACUACCUCAUUGGAGCCGUCCUCCUAGAUUACAAGGCGCAACAUCUACAUACCCUCUCGGAGCAGUCCGCCCCCGUUUCCAUUGAAUCAAUAGCCCACAUCAGAAAAGCAAAGUCGAAUGAUAAGAAGUUCCGCCGGCUUCUUUAUUGGAAGACCAUGGGGCAUUUCAUUGGCGUUCAUGUCUGGGCCCUUUCACUCAGCGCUGCAUUGAUCUGGAUUUUCAAUGGCUCGUCAGAUGCCAUGAUCAUGUUCCUGGCCUAUGUCGGUGCCUACACUGGCUUACUCCUCUAUCAGUACAACAAGAUAUUUUCAGGCCCUCACGCGCUUAUGCCACUUCUAUCGGCUGUCGUCGUUGGUUUCGUUCUUGGAGUUAUUCUGAAGAGGGUGCGCCCACGUUUUGAAUACGACAAUGUCAUUGCUUUGGCAGUUUCAACGUGGACGGCUGCAUUCUUAUCGUUCCAUACAGCCAAACUUGGUCUUCCAGAAGCGUUUGAUAUCAGAUUAUCAAUCUCAGAGAUACUAUCACAGUUCAGGCGACAUAAGAAGGGAUUUGAAUCAACUGACACUAUCAACAUCAGAGGUCUUCCAUCCCAAUACAAGAUUCAUUGGUCCACAAACGAGAAAUACCAUGCAUACAAUGGUGCUGGAACGGACGAGGCCUUCAGCCAGAGCGAAUUAGCAGCCUUUGUAGAUAAGCUCCGUUCCGGGCCCAAGGAAAACCGCUUCAGGGUCUCUCCUUUCGGCCACCCCGGUGAUCAGAUCACUGCUAUCUUACUAUCAUGCACCCACGACACCCUGUCACGAUUGGCACUUCAAGCCUUUCCUGCAAUGCCCUAUCUGGUUCAAAGAAUCGUUCUCGGAUGGCAGAAUGGCAUCGUCAAAGUUUUCAUCGUCCCAAUGCAAUCCGUAGUCAAUGCGCAGACCGAUCUCAGGGCAAUCUCGCAUUACGAAGACGGCCAUUUAAACCUCUACAUGGCUUCGGAUUCCAAGGGUGCCACCUCAGCCCAGAUGAAUGUCAGCAGCAAUUGUCAGGCAAUAGCCGAGACACUGAUUCACACAUGCUCUCAAACAAUGUUUGGAAUGCCAAAACUCCAAGCUGAUGUAACCGAAUCGAUACUCAUGUGCAAGCCAAUCAGUGACGAGCACUACGUUGUGUCAGAAUGUACCAAGCGGUCGAUGCCCUUCGGCGCUACUGAUCCCAAAGCACUGAUAUUUGAGACAGCCUGCCGAAAGGAGUUACUCCAACACUUAUGUCUUGGGUACGAUUGCGAUUUUGAGUGGGAUCAACUGCCUCUGGACACUAGGAAAUUAUUCCUCCGUAGAUGUCUAGGAGCUCGAGGUCCGUAUUCCAACACGGAGAUGUCAUGGAUCAAUUCGAACGUGCCUGCGGAAGAGGCCUGCACAAUUCUUUCCAGGAUCGCUCGUUACGAUCUAGGCGCGUUUCUCAUCGUACAUAAGUACAAUUUCUUCAAUAACCGCGAGAAUCCAUCAACAAGCGAGAAAGAAUAUCGUCAAAUUACGGCAGACAUACAGCACUCACACCACCCCGUGCUUAACCGCUCUGCGAUUUCGAUCUUCAACGUCUUUACCAACUAUAUUAGGAUACCAGUAGCCUAUGUUUACCAUACCUUGGGAACAUGGAUCAAGUUUUUCGUUCUUGCCGCGAUGGCGGACUCGGAAUACCAGCGAGAACUUAAUGGUGCGAUUGGUAACAUUCCACGCUUUAUUGCGAAGCCGGUGAUGUUUUUACUCACUGGCAUCUGGAUCUACUCGCGGUGGACAAUGUCAAUAGCUUUGCCCUUCUUUCUCUACCACCGACGCCCGGACAUCGCUUCCUUAUCCAAGACUGUUCAGGGAAGUCUCAUCGCACAGAAGAAAGACCGGCUCAUAAUCCGCAGCUACGGCGAAACAGAAACCGCAUUCGUCCACCCAGCUGAUAACAAUGGCUUCAAGCUAGUUUUCUAUCAGGGCAUCCAUAAGACUGAGCCUCAAUGGGGUCAUACGAAGAUAACGGCUUAUUCAAAAGACAUGCGCGUCGUGUCAAGAACUGAGUACAAAGGUAUAGAUGUUGUAAAUGAAUUCGUUUACGACUACCCAGCAAAAAGGACGCAGCGGAUUACAAGAAUAUCCAAAGUCCAGAACGGAAAGAUCCCUGUGUCUAGACACUGCGUUAGUGGAAAUGAUGCAGGGGCAAAGGUGCAAUACAACUUCAAAGGACAUAUCGAGUCCGGCAGCUACCUUCAACAUGGUAAUCUGGUCCGCUUCAAGUACCACUACAGAAAGAACGCCAAAUAUGAUGACGAGCUUCUCCGGGCUGAGUUCGUUCUUCCGCACAUGUCAGCCAACGUUAGUUGGUGCGCACCACCUAUCCGCCAUGCCGAGAAGAUGGAACGAUGGAUCCCUACUCCUCGAGUCCAUGAAGCCACCUUCGUGCAGGGGGCUGAUGUCUAUGAAUGCUCCUGGCUGUAUGAUCAUAAAUUCCACCCUACAAUUACUACGAAACUCAACGGUGAGGCGGUCAACACUCCCGACAUGAUUCGUUAUGAUUGGCUGGGAGUAUUGAAGAAACCAACCCGAUGUACUUUCACAGAUGAGAAUCCUCUUCUCGAAUUCAAGACUGCUACAUCAGGUUUUUUCGCCCGCCUCUUUCGAACAAAUGUGAGGCGUCAGGCGAUUUCAACCUCGAGAGCUCGCUCGCAACUUUGGAAAGCGUGGAAGAAGCGUAACGAUCUCGACGGUGUCGUAAUCCGCUGGGUCGAUGAAGAACUCCUUCGCAAAGAAGCUCUUCUAAAUCGAUAUUGGCGUCGCAGAGACCGAGGAAGUCUUCUUAAAGCCGAAGACUACUUGGCAUUACAUGCCGAUGCGGUUAUGGCAAGCUCUGAUCUGACAAGUGACAUUAGUGCUUGGACGCCCCUUGCCGUUCGCAUGAGUGAUCUGUUCAGCUUUGGACAGGGUGGAGACGCGGUCAUUUUUACCAGGACAAAAUCUUUAGCACGCGACACCGAUUCGUCACUUCACGUCAUUGCUGUUGAUACCGGAACAUGGCCCAAUGAAGGUGGCGGAGUGUCUGCAUGCCGACGCGAUCUCAUCAACAAUUUACGAACUAUCAAAUGGCACAUGGUAGUAGAAUCCGCCAACGACUUUGGCCUUCCCAAGCACCAAACAGAAGAAAAUGUUGAAUCAUUAAAGAUCAUUCCCUUGUGGGGUCUUGACUUUAUGCAUCCUUGUCAUGGCAUGUUCACCAACAAGCUUGAUAGCGAGGUCGACCACCUCGUUCGAGAAGCCACGCUUGACGAUAUCAGAAUAAAUUUCAUCCCUACUCUGACAGCUCUCGUUCGCGGCGCUCGUGCCAUCACAAUGACUGCAGCGGACGUAAAACAGGCGACUCGAGCUUUGGUUAACCUAAACAGCUACUUCCAGGAUUCUCGGCAUUGGAAAGAAGUCUGGACUAGCGAUAUUGUCAAGGAUACAUGGAGGAAGCUUUGGCUUGCUGAUGAUAUGCCCAACGCACAGCCCCCCUCCGAGUGGUUCAAGACAGAACUUCCUACUCUUGGGCAUUUUGAUACAGCUCUGGAAUUAUGGUUCAGAUAUCUUUUCAUCUUCUCUAUUCCAAUCCCAGAAAAGAUCCCUAGCGUAUUUCAGGCUUCACAUCACAGCGUUUCAGCCUCAUAUGGUAUUGUAUGCAAGAUCAAGCGCAACUGCACCCUUCAGAUCUGGGAUCAUGCCAUUUCGUGGCGAGAGACUAACCUCUAUCUCUCUUCCGCCAUGUGCACCCUACCCCCAUUCAUUCGAAACUCAUUGCUUGGCUUGAUGAAGCUUACAUCCUGUUUGAUUCUGCACCACGCAGAUCAAAUCCUUCCUUGUGCAGACUUCUUCAACCCAGGAUGGGAGGUUGAGAUUGGAAGCGCGAAGGGUCAAGUUACCCACCGCAAUGUCUUCCGCCGCAAAGUUGACCCGAUUGUCAACGGCAUUACAGAUAUGCAAAAGUUCUCCCCAGUCACAGAGAUCAAGACAAAAACACCAACGGUCACAAUGCUUUCUCAUGUAUGGUUCGCGAAGGAUAUCAAGACAGCCUUACUAGCGGCCGAUAUCAUAUCCAACGAAUGGGGCUUCAAGGACUACAAACUCGACAUCUACGGCGCUUUGAAUAAGUCACCUGUGUACUCUUCUGAGUGCCAGGAGAUCUUGGCCUGCAAAGGUCUUGGUCAAAGUGUCGCUCUAAGAGGUGCAGCUGACCCAGGCAUGGUCCUCUCCAAUACAUGGCUGUUCCUCAACUCUUCGGUAUCUGAAGGGUUACCUCUUGCCCUCGGCGAAGCAGCGCUCACGGGCGCUCCUGUAGUGUGUACGGAUGUCGGUGCUUCACUCCGUGUGCUCACUGACCCAGAUGAUGGAAAACGUUACAGCGAAGUGGUUGCACCAAACGAUGCCUACGGCCUUGCCCGUGCGCAGAUUAACCUACUUGCCAUGCUGGACGAAUGGGCCCAGUAUGCGGAUGACGACCCUAAUCAUCCAGCUCCUGUCCUUCCUCACAAGCCAACACCGAAAGAUGUCGAGAUCAUUACUCAACGUAUGUACGAUAAAACUGAGCAUCGCCGCAAACUUGGCAUGAUGGCACGUAACAUUGUUCAAAAGUCAUUCGGCGGUGAGCGUUAUCUUCGCGAGCAUGAGCAAAUGCUUUGGAUUGGAAAGGCAUGCUAUGACAUGCUGGGUAUUGAGAAGCGCGUUCCUCCGCCCAAGCACCCUGGGCGCAUGUUAUCUCUAGGGAGGCGAAGCCAACAUAUCCUUACAGACACUGCGUCCAGCAACAUUAUUGAUCCACAGCUACACAAGAUGCAACACCCUAGACCAUCGGCAGCGCGACACCUUUCCACAACCUCGUCUUUCUCUUCGAUCUACAUCGAUCAGUUGAAUCAGCUGCCUGCCGGUGCCUCUUCUCCGUCCUCAAUAUAUGGCGAUGACUGGGGCCCAACCACGCCUGACUCAUCCGUCAUGUACGCCAAAUCUGAAAAGUCCGAUUUCGAUGACGGAUACUUUGUGCCUUCCUUGCAUGUCGCACGACCGCAGAGAAUCCAUGCUCGUCCUGCGCUCGCUGUUCACCCGCCUGGGCAUGUCAAUACAAUUGCCAUGGGCAAGCGACCUGUCCAAUAUGGCUACGGCUAUGGUCAUGCUGGGGGUUUCCAACAUGUUCCUGCCUCUCAUGUUCUACCUAAAGUGGAUCCAAGGAGGAACCUGCUUGCAAGACAAGCAAUAGGAAAGCCCGAGAGCAUAGGAAGUAGCGUAAGGACGAGAAGCCACUUGAACGAGGUAAUAACUGCAGACUACGCUCUCAAUGUUGAUGGGAGAUUAUAAAUUUCAGAGUACUCCUUACGGAGCAUAGGGUUGUAAGUUGUAGUGGUACGAGUUCAUGUCGUCCAUGAGGAGGAGGUGGAUUAUGAUGACGAAUCAUGAUAUACUUGUAGUUACCUUCGUGAUGAGAAUGAAUCAUGCGUGGCGAUGAUGAGAUGACUAGAGUCGUUUGCCGCAGGGCAGAAAAUGUU